Molecule: messenger RNA, 3484 nt
Organism: Megachile rotundata (alfalfa leafcutting bee)
Lineage: Eukaryota; Metazoa; Arthropoda; Insecta; Hymenoptera; Megachilidae
Molecular function (GO): 8-oxo-dGDP phosphatase activity
Source: RefSeq, a predicted model, not a curated record
UCUUAUCGCUGAAUCUACAAAAAAAAAUAGAAAGGAGUAAAACAAGUUUCGGACCAAUCGUGUAGCAAUUUCAGUCUAUAACUGUAGCUCGGUGCGCAGAAAUUUCGUGAAGCUCGCUUCUGACACAGCUCUAUACUCUAUGCUAACAUUUUUUGUCACAGCUGGUUAACGACAGCGAAACAUCAUGACGGACAGUGAUAAGAAACCGAUGUCACGCUUAUUGAAGCUCGCUAAUAAAUUUAAUUGCUUCUACCUGUCAGGUUUCCAUGCAGGUGAAUGCAGGGCUUUUGUUGUCGAUGGACAACAAGUUGGCCUUGUACGUCCAGAUGUUAUGAAAGAACUGUUAAAUUAUCCUCAGGUAUUUCAAGUACACCCUGAAUAUGUGCAACUAAAUCCAGCAUUUCGAGACUAUGCAGAGAGAAGUGCUCGUGUUGAAGAAGUUUUAAGAGAAUGGCGUGCAGGUGAGAAAUUUGUAACUCUCAGAGGAUGGCGGGAAGAAUGUUACGAAGUACGUGCACAGUUCAACACUCCACCAUUAUUCAAAAUGGAUAGAUCUGCCACAUGCUUAUUUGGAAUUCGUAAAUAUGGGGUAGAUAUUAAUGGAUAUGUUAUGGAUCCUGUGAAAGGGUUAUCAAUAUGGUUACAAAAACGUAGUCCAAACAAGCAGACUUGGCCUGGAUAUUGGGAUAAUAUGGUGAGCGGUGGAUUAAGUGUUGGUUAUGGAAUUAAUGAAACUGCAAUAAAAGAGGCUGGAGAAGAAGCCAGUAUUCCCAAUAAUUUAAUUGCUAAAUUGAAAAGUGUUGGUUGCGUGUCUCUGUUUUUUGAAAGUGAAAGAGGAUUGUUUCCCAAUACAGAAUUUGUAUACGACCUUGAGCUACCACCAGAUUUUAUACCAAGUAAUAAUGAUGGAGAAGUAGAAACUUUUGAAUUGCUUCCAGUUAAUGAAUGUGUAGAAAGGAUAUUAUCUUCACAUUUCAAAACAACAUCUGUACCAGUUGCUCUUGACUUUUUAAUUAGACAUGGAUACAUUACAGCAGAAAAUGAGCCUAAUUUUAUAGAAAUUGUGGAAUUGCUUCAUGUACCUCUGCAAACAAUGUACAAUCAAUCGCAGAAAAAAUGUAAAAUAGCUUCAAAUGGUGAAAGGAUUGAAUCUUUAGACAGAAUUUAAGUUGAACUAGUCUUUAAUCUUAAAUCGUGUUGGAAUUAAUUGAAUUGAACAAAGUUAAAUUUUUUUCAUAGUUUUCUUGUAUUUAGUCAAUUCUUCACAGAUUUUAUAGUAAUAUGGUACAGUUUUAUACUUCGUAAGACUUGUAAGAUAAAUUACUAAAUAAUUACUAAAUAAUGGUUGAAAUAUUUCAAGAACUAGUUUCGAUUUUUCGUACGAAAAUUUUAAUUAAUUUUUAAUUCUGCUAUAGAUGCAAGAAUAGGUAACUUCAAGUUCUAUGUUAAUCUUUCAUUUUGUUCCAAUUCAGGUAGAUUUCAUGUAACGAUGAAAGUAUUCAGUAGAUACGAUUUUUGGAUAAAUAUUAUACCAAGAAUGUUUCAAGAAACAGACAUAGUUAUCGUUUGCUUAACAAUUUUAUAAAUGACGAUGUGCACUUUAAUUUAUUAACCCCACGAAUUCAUUGAUAUUAAAGUUGUUAAAUUGGUAAAUCCUGUAAAAAUAAUGAUGUAUUCUUUAAAUAACUUUAAACGACUUCAAUUUAUAUGACGUUUUAACGUUUUUUAAAUUUAAAUUGUACUUCCUUUUUAAUUCUUAUCAAACAUUGAACUGAAUUUUGCACAAUAAUCGAAAGAAACGUAUCCACGCGGAACGACUUUUGAUAUACAUCGAUGUCAAAUUAGAAGUAUUAUUGAUACAGCAUUCCAGAGUAUAGGUUUACUACUAAGAUUUCAGUUUUAAGCGAAGGUGAAAAAAAUAACAAUAGUUUUUUCUAACGUUUGUAAUCGAACUUUUGUACUAAACUUGUACACUUAACAACGAAGUGUGUAGUACCACUGCAGUAAUAUCCUAAUAUUCUGCGUAGGAUUAAGAUGAAAAUCUCAUUCACAGUAUUAUGGACGUGAAUGCACAGUAUACUGUUUGAUAUGUUUAAAAAAAAAAAGACAAAAACAAAUUUAUAGACGAAUUUAUGUCAACGUAUGUGUUCUAUAAUCCAGCUAUUGCUACCAAUGAAGAAUGCUUCGACCUGGCAUUUUCACUUGAUGACUUUUGCGAGGAAGGGAACAAGUGUUCGUAUUGUUUAUUAUAUGUGAUGUAGGUAGAUUUUUUAAUUAAAAAAUAAUGAUUGAUACCGCAGUCUUAAUCAAGUGAUAUCAUCAAAUUGCAAAGGUGGUGAUUGUAUAAACAAGACACAAAUUUUUUGUGUCUGUUAAUUUUUCCAACAAAUUGUUUUGAGAUCUUUUAAUUUCAUAUUUAUUUUGCUUAUUCUGUGUUUCUUUAUAUGUAAUUAAUUCCUCCGUUAUUUAUCAGUUUCUCUGAUGUUACAUAAAAAUAUUUUACUUCUUUUUAAGAGUUCACAAUUGUUAAAUAUUUAUACAAAUCUUUAUAUUUACACAAUGCUUUGUAUUGCUUACGUUGUAUAUGCCUUUCAGCGAAAUAACUUUUUUUCUAGUAUUAAUCAAGUUUCUGUAAGGUGAAGAGCGUUAGAUGUGUUGGAUUCAAGGUAUCAAAGCUGUUAACUUAGUCUGUUAUAGAUUCAACGUUAUAAUCAUUAUAAUUGAAAUGUGCAUUGUGAAUAAGGCACUGUGAACGUUUUUACAGAACUUUUCAUGUUUCUACCGGAACUAGAGUAUUUAUGAUAGCAUAUCUCAUUAACGUAAACGCUUUUUUCAUUGCUACUUCCUUUCAUUUCAUGUAUGAAUCAUAAGUCGGAUCAAAGCAGCCUAAAUAUAUUCUAACAUUAUUUAGUUUUAUUUGAACUAACACACCAAGCGUUAAAUAGGUUUACUACUUUUAUAAUACAAGAUUGUAAUUUAAUACUAGUCAUACUCGUCGCCUUAUUUUUUAAUUUUAAUCUGGUCAAUCAAAUUUAGUAUCUACGAUAUGAUUAUUUUAAGCAAUAAACUAACAAUUUCAUGAUGUAACUGUUUUGUGAUAGUAAUGGAUAAGGCUGGUCAUACUGUUUAAUGCAUGGAUUAAUAUUGUCAACGAAUAAAUUUAAUCAAAUUUACAAUGUCAUCAUUUGUGCUAAUGAUACCUUGGCAAGUAUCAUUCUGUUCGACUCAUAAAUUAUUUAUUAUAUGAUCAGUAUAUAAAUACUAUAGUUUUUAUGUUUCUAUUUUAACAAAACUAACAGAGAAAAUUUUCCAUGAAUAUUUUCCAUAUACUGUAUAAAUGUUGUACUUAAUUUUUCAUGGUUGUUUACAGACAUUGAAUUAUUGUGUAUUCUUUACUGUACAAUAUUAUUAUAUAAUCAUUGAACAAAACAAGAGACGUAUCAGUUGCAAAGAUGUAUUAACCCAAUAAAUAAAGUUCAGAUGC